AUGCAUCUGGGAAGAGGCGAAAACAGACGGCACGCCAAGGUACAGAGCCGGCUUUCUGCGUGUGGCUUUGGCGUGAGGGCGAGUUUCUCCGCGCCGCCCGCAGCCCACCCGGCACCCGGAGUAUCCCAGAGGGCCCGGCCGCCUUUUUGGGAGCAGUUCUCCAGGCAACCACGCCCCUCCCCAUCCCCCCGCCCGCAGGAAGUGCCACCGCCCAGCUCGGGCCCCCGGGCAGCGCCUCCGCCGUCUCCCGAGCUGGCACCCGCCGCCCUUGGAUCAGCCUGGGCGCGCCCGGGCCCAGACGCGCACGAAGUCUCCUCCCGAAGCCCCGGCCCCGAAGGAGAAAACGCCGAGCGCUGGGCCCAGCGCGCCCCCGCUUUGGGGAAGCCCGGGCUCGGCCGGCGGCAGGGUGGCGCCCUCUGGGGCCCUCCCGAGGGUCAGCUGCGGGCGGCGGCCGGGGCGCGGCGGGCGCGGGAAGCCAGAGGACGGCUGACUCAUCUUCCUUCCCGCCGCCGCAACCCAUGUGACUCACGGUGGAACUCAGCUCACAUCCAGAUUCCAGCACCGGCAGCAGCCACGUGGGAGGAACCAUCCAUCACCACGGCCUCUGAUCCUGGACCUCUUGAUUCAUGCUACAACACAGAGGAACCUUGAGGACAUUAUGUUAAGUGAAUGCCCUCUGCUAUAGUCUGGGAAACUCUGCCAGGUUCUGAGCCAGAGAAGGAAGAGGACGGCCUCACCCUGCGGACCCCACCCUCCAGGAAUGGAUUUAUGCUUCAUUGUUGGUGGCAACUAUAGAAACCACAGAAAACACCUAUUCAUCCUUUAGAUCUCAGGCCCCUGAAAUCUCGGGACCUUCCCUGACUGCUGGAAGUGUCAGAAACCCCAUGAAAAGUGGAAUCUUAUUUCUCACAUCGGUGAAAUCAGGGCGCUCUCCAUGGAGUCCUCCAGAGCCCAGGCUCCUUCCCCCUCUGCCAGCCUGAGGGCAAGUCCCUCUGCCUCGGUCCAAGGAGUACUCAACACACCAUUGGAAGAGAAUCGAUUGCCACCAACUCAAACUCUCUGUCACCUUCUUCCUGCGUGCACUCAAGGUAUCCGCUGGGUCUCUGUCCCACCUGGCUGUUGACUGUUCUGCCACCUUAUAAAGGAAAGGUGAGCCUCUUAUCAACCGUGUGCAAGAGGAGGGUAGUGGGACUCCCCCCGACCCUGCAACCACCACUGUGGGCGGGCAAUAGGCUGCAUCGUCCAUAGAGAAUUUUAAAACAUUAACCGUCCCCCAAAUGGGCUGCUCUGUAUUAUCACCUCGGGGCGAUUCCAAACAACCUCAGUAGGGACUUCCCUGGUGCCGCAGUGGUUAAGGCUCCAUGCUGUCAGUGCAGGGGGGCCCGGGUUCAAUCCCUGGUCAGGGAACUACAUCCCACAUGCAUGCCGCAAUGAAGAGUUUGCAUGCCACAACUAAGGAGCCUGCGAGCCACAACUAAGGAGCCAGCAAGCCGCAACUAAGGAGCCUGCCUGCCACAACUAAGGAGCCUGCCUGCCACAACUAAGACCCGGUGCAACCAAAUAAAAACAAAUAAAUAAAUAAAUAAAUAUUGGGGGAAAAUGUCUUAAAAAAAUAAAAUAAACAACCUCAUUGAUAACAUAUUCCUCCCUGAAAAAAUAUUUUGUUGGUCUAAGUUCUGAAUCUACACAAAUGUUGUGGUUUCCACUGGCUUUCAAUAAUAGAUAUGUAAACUUCACAUUGGCCUAUCUGUGUAAUUUAACCUUUAAAAAACAUUAUAUUCAACAUAGAAUUUAAUCCUGAAAACGCCAGUUAUACAGUGGGCCCCGGACACCCACCACCUCAGCCCCAUGGACCCCUUUCCAGAGUGAGUUUAUGAGGAUUCCCUCCUUCGGAAUCAUCUGAGCUCCCUUCACGCUAGGUCAGCACCUCCAUCUCUGCAACACGUAUCUGUGUUCAAACAGUAGAACCAAAGGAAACCGUGACGGCACCUUGACUAUAAAAAAAGAAAUGAAUUGAGUUAUUUACCUCUGUCUACUUGGACUUUUUUAUUUUUUUUUUUGUGGUAUGCGGGCCUCUCGCUGUUGGGGCCUCUCCCAUUGCGGAGCACAGGCUCCGGACGCGCAGGCUCAGCAGCCAUGGCUCACGGGCCCAGCCGCUCCGCGGCAUGUGGGAUCCUCCCGGACCGGGGCACGAACCCGUGUCCCCUGCAUCGGCAGGCGGACUCUCAACCACUGCACCACCAGGGAAGCCCUACUUGGACUUUUUAUGUGCGUUAAAAAAUUUUAAACCGUGAAAAGGAGGGCAAAUUACAGGUUAGACUUUUUUUGUUGAGUCAGGACAAACAUGAAAUGUCAUCAUUUCUUUUUAUGAUUAUUGCUGAAAAUAAUUUUGUCUAAUGGAGAGGGAAGGUGUUUAAUCCAUGCCACGUGAGACGCUUCAGGUGUGCCUCAGCCUCUCCCCGCUCCUGGAUUUUGUUAGGAAUUAUUGUUAAUUAUUAUCAAUGCUUGGAAUGCAAAAACUUUGUGGCCCCAAAAAAAAGCCACCAAAAUGUCAGCUUUGAUGACUCCUCCUUUAAUCGAAUCACCGCAAGCCUGUGACACAUCUUCAUGUCUUCUCUGUCAUGUAUGUAUUUUUGUUAUGGGCACAAUAUGAAAUUAAUAAAAAGAAGAUAUUUUGUGGAUGGA
This is a messenger RNA of Orcinus orca (killer whale), 2685 nucleotides long. Its product is annotated as translation initiation factor IF-2-like. NCBI's taxonomy places the organism in Eukaryota, Metazoa, Chordata, Mammalia, Artiodactyla, Delphinidae. The transcript has 6 exons. The coding region runs from base 1 to 651 and encodes 216 amino acids. The record is from RefSeq and is a predicted model, not a curated record.